CCUGUCGCCAAUGAUUCCAUCACAAAUAAGCCUGCAUCUCAAAAGGCCUCUCUUUAUUAUACAUGUCGAUCAGUCCUUCAGGGAUUAGCUGCCGUACCUGGCUUCGAAAUCUAUCUCAACCCAGAACAACCUCAGGACAGCGACACUAUCACAAACACAGAUCCACUCAACAAAUUAUGGUCUAUAUGCAGACAAGGUGACAGUCUUUGUCUCUUAUACAACACCCUCAUGCCUGAUACACCCAUUGUUAUCCCUCGAUCCGACCCAAAGAUUGUUAUCAAACCCAAAGCAUACGUAUACCACUUCAUUGUAGCCUGUAGAGAUCAACUUCAUUUCUCAGAAGAAUCUCUCUUCACCCUUACAGAUCUCUGGCAAAACGAUACCAAUGGAUUUGUGAAGGUUGUCGAUACUCUAAAACGUAUUCUCGAUUUAUUAGAAGAUCAGGGCAUCAUUUCGAUCCACACAGCCACUAAUAGAAACUCGGAUCCAAAUGCACCUAAAAACAUGCGAGACAAAGUCGUUGUAGAAUUUUUAGAAACAGAACGUAAAUAUGUCCAAGACCUAGAAACCCUCCAAAAUUAUAUGCGUGAGGCUCAAACUCAAGAUGUUCUCCCGCGAGACACACUUCACCAUCUCUUUGGCAACCUAAACGCUCUUGUUGAUUUUCAGAGACGCUUUCUUAUUCAGCUCGAAGACAACGCAGACCGUGCUCCGCAGGAACAGCGUUUUGGCAACAUGUUUAUCCAACUAGAGGAGGCAUUUGCUGUCUAUGAGCCUUUUUGCGCUAAUUUCCAAAGAGCGCAAGAUUUGGUAUUACAGGAAGCCAACAAGCUCCAGAAGUUAGCCGAUAUAUUGAAUCCAGUGUAUGAGCUCCCAUCUAUGCUAAUCAAACCGGUUCAACGUGUGUGCAAGUAUCCUCUACUGAUGCAAGAAAUAGUUAAGAGCACACCUGAAGAUUGGGCGUAUUCAGACGAAAUGAAAGCUGGUCACGCUGCUAUUCAGAGAAUAGCCAAUAAUGUCAAUGAAACUAAAAGAUGUCAGGAGAACGAAUUGAUUGUGGAAGAUCUCAAGCGACGAAUUGAAGGCUGGAAAGGGCCCAUCGAAAACUUUGGACUCUUGUUGCUUCAGGACACAUUCUUUUUGAUGGGAAAUGAUGCCGGUCGAGAGAUGACAACUUUCCUAUUUGAAAAAACUUUGCUUAUUUGUAAAGAAGAGAUUGAUGCGGGCAAGAAAGCGAAUGGAAUGAUGAAGAAAAAGAGGAAAGAAAGCACCUUGCAAGUAAAGGGCAAGAUCAUGAUUUCAAAAAUUGCCCAAGUAGCAGACACCAGCAGUCAAGGUAAAUUAACUACAGAGAUUGAAUUGAAUAGAAAGUUGGGCUUGCGUGUCUGUGUAUGCCGCAACAAUGAGCAGCUGAAACGAUGGGAAUCUCUUCUUAACAAACGGAUCCAGGCUGAUAAACGCAUACAGGCUGAAAAGGGUCUUUCACUUGAGAUGAGAGCUGAUAGCCGUUCUUCUCCUUCAUUGCCCCAAACCCCUCUUGUUCAGCCUAAAACUGCCCUUCUUUCAACCACAUUUGUUUCACCUGAAAGCCAAUCCCAGCAUUUCCAUCAUACCCGCGUUAGAUCACAAAGCAGUCCUAAUAUUCACCCACCUAAUGGCCUAUUCGACAAUGCCCCAGACAUGCCAACCAUCAACUCUAGGACCCUUUAUCAGUCCAAGAGAUCAAGUAAUGGAUUUGAAGAUAGGCCUGGCCAACCAACAAUAGAAGAAGAUACCCAAAUUAAGGUUCACUUUAUGGGCGAUGUAUACGUUGUGAUGGUCUCAAUAGACAUUCCAUACAACGUGCUUUUAUACCGAAUCGAGCAUACCUUGCGUCAAUACGGCCGUGAGCUGGAUGCAACGUUUAGUAUCAAAUAUCAAGAUGAAGACGGUGAUUUGAUUACCAUCAGCUCAGACGAAGACGUCCAGAUGGGAUUUGAGACUCGAAGC
Messenger RNA from Phycomyces blakesleeanus NRRL 1555(-), 1989 nucleotides. RefSeq lists its product as hypothetical. Gene Ontology annotation, molecular function: guanyl-nucleotide exchange factor activity; protein binding. The transcript is spliced from 5 exons. NCBI's taxonomy places the organism in Eukaryota, Fungi, Mucoromycota, Mucoromycetes, Mucorales, Phycomycetaceae. Gene Ontology annotation, biological process: septin ring organization; establishment of cell polarity; intracellular signal transduction. The annotation marks the transcript as partial. Gene Ontology annotation, cellular component: cytoplasm; nucleus; mating projection tip. The record is from RefSeq and is a predicted model, not a curated record.